This is a messenger RNA of Aplosporella prunicola CBS 121167, 1023 nucleotides long. RefSeq lists its product as uncharacterized. Bases 1 to 1023 code for a protein of 340 amino acids. The transcript has 3 exons. Gene Ontology annotation, biological process: translational initiation. NCBI's taxonomy places the organism in Eukaryota, Fungi, Ascomycota, Dothideomycetes, Botryosphaeriales, Aplosporellaceae. Gene Ontology annotation, molecular function: translation initiation factor binding; translation initiation factor activity; metallopeptidase activity. The record is from RefSeq and is a predicted model, not a curated record. Gene Ontology annotation, cellular component: eukaryotic translation initiation factor 3 complex, eIF3m.
AUGGCCGACACCGACUCCUUCCUGCACCUUGCCCGGCCCCUCGGCCCUGCGCACGUCGGCGCCCAGCCAUCGACGGCCCCACUCAACGUCGUGGUCCAACCUCAAGCCAUCUUCUCCAUCCUUGAUCACUCGCUGCGCCGUAACCCCGAACAGGAGCGCGUCAUCGGCACCCUGCUUGGUGUGCGCAGCGAAGAUGGCACCGAAGUCGAGAUCCGCAACUGCUACGCUGUGCCGCACACCGAGACGGCCGAGCAGGUCGAGGUCGACAUGGACUACCAGAAGCAGAUGCUCGCCCUGCACCUGCGCGCCAACCCCCGCGAGGUCCUCGUCGGCUGGUACGCCACCUCCGCCGACCUCAACACCUUCUCCGCCCUCAUCCAGAACUUCUACGGCCAGCAGGGCGACGGCACUUGGCCGCACCCCGCCGUCCACCUGACCGUCUCCACCGUCCCUGGCAAGGACAUUGAGGCCCGCACCUACAUCUCCGCCCCCGUUGGUGUCACCGCCGAACGCGCCGCCGACAGCUGCCUCUUCAUUCCCGUCCCUUACGAGAUCAAGUACGGCGAGGCUGAGAAGAGCGGUCUCGAGCUUAUCUCGAACGCCAAGGACCGCGAGGACCGCACGCAGGGCGUGCUGACCGACAUUGAGAGCCUGGAGCGCGCAGUGGAGCAAGUCCUGGAGAUGCUGGAGCGCGUAUCGAAUUACGUCAACAACGUGCUGGACGAGGAGGCCACGCCGUCGAGCGCGCUCGGCCAGUUCCUCAUGAACGCUCUGUCGUUGGCGCCCAAGGUCGACGCUGCUGAUAUUGAGCGCGACUUCAACAACCACAUCCAGGACGUCCUGGUCGUUUCCUACCUCGCGAACACCAUCCGCACGCAGAUCGACCUGUCCAACAGGUUAGCAACCGCGGCGCUUACGCUUGGCGGCGGCGACGCUCUGGCCGGCGAGGGCGGCCAGAAGAACCAGGGCGAGCGCCGGGGCAAGGGUGGCCGCGGCAACCAGAACCGCUCCUCCGAGCAGUAA